Messenger RNA from Closterium sp. NIES-65, 888 nucleotides. NCBI's taxonomy places the organism in Eukaryota, Viridiplantae, Streptophyta, Zygnematophyceae, Desmidiales, Closteriaceae. The record is from the annotation of a GenBank genome assembly.
AUGUCUCAAGUAACAAAUAUCCACUUUCCAACAUCUACUUCCCUCCUUCCCACAGGUUUCAAGUCAUGUCAACCUGGCGAUCAGGCAUGCACAGCAGCCAUGGUGGUCCUGUGCACGGGGCUCGGCAUGUCUCUCUUCUUCGCGCUCAUGUCUGCAACCACAACAGGGGCGCGCGUGGACGGCGGGGCCCGUGACACGUGGCACUCUGGCUGGUGGCUGCCCAAGCUGCUGCUCUGGGUGGCAUUGCUUGGCAUGACGGUCUUUCUUCCCUUAAGGGUGUUGAGAAUAUACGGCUACGUGGCUGUGGUGGGGGCGGUGAUCUUUGUCGUUAUCCAGCUUGUCAGCAUGCUGAACUUCGUCUUUGUGUGGAAUGACACGUGGCAGGCAGACAAGAAAUGGCACGUGUUGGCAGCGGUGGUAACUGGAACAUGUUACCUGGUAGUGGCAGCAGCAGCGGCCCUCAUGUAUCUCUCCUUCGUGCCCUCCUUCUCCUGCUCGCUCAACCUCUCCUUUACCUCUCCUCCCACCACCCAGGCACGUGUGCAGUGGCACGUGCUGGCGGCAGUGGUAACCGGAGUGUGUUACGUGGAAUCCACGGGGCUUCUGAGUACUGGAGUCAUGGCGGUCUAUUUUGUCUUCCUCUGCUGGUCAGCAAUCAUGAGCGAGCCGCCCGGGGAGACAUGCAACACACGCCCGAGGCAGACAGGACAAACAACAUGGACAGAUGUCAUGGCGUUCAUUUUUGCUCUCCUCACGAUCUUAGUUUCCGUUUACACUGUGGGGAUUGACCGGCGGUGCAUCUCACUCCAUCCAAACUCCGGGGAGGAUGUGGAGGGUGCGGGGAACGGCAAAGUGUCCUCAAUGGAGCUUGGAUACAGGCUGGGCUAG